GCCUGCCGGGAUACUCGGCCCGCCCAGCCAGUCCUCCCCGCUUACGCCGCGGCCGCGAGAUCCGCGUUUUUCCCAAGAUGGUGGCGCUGGGCUCGGGGUGACUGUAGGAGACGAUAGAGCCUGACUCGCCUUCGCCGGAACCUCGACACACCGCCCUUCUCUUGCUCGCGCACCCCGCCUUCGCGUAGCCUUCCGCCGGCUCGGGCGCCCGCCAUCCGCCGCCGCGCCGACUUGCGCUUCACCUCUGCCGACCCGGCGCUCACGGCCGCGGGCGGCGGCACCUCUCUCGGCUCUACUUCGGGGCUGUGCUCGGACCACCUCGCACCUAGCCCUGGCCAGGCGGGCCGCGUAGCCCCCCGGUGCGGACAGGCAGCGGCGGAGCGGCGGCUGGCGACGAGCGCGGGGUUUUCUGCGGCCCCUGCGCCUCCUUUCCCGGUCUCGGUCUCCGGAGAAGGAAGCGCGGGUCCCGCAUGAGCGCCGGCGGUGGCGGCAGCGAAAGGGAACGAGGCGGUGGCGGGCGGAGGCGGCGGGUGAGGGCUGCGACGACCAGUGAAGCGGCUGCUGCUGCUGCGGGGGCCGCAGCCCAGGCGCGGGGGCGACGACAGGUUAAAAAUCUGUAAGAGCCUGAUUUUAGAAUUCACCAGCUCCUCAGAAGUUUGGCGAAAUAUGAGUUAUUAAACCUACGCUCAGAUCAAGUUAGCAGCUAGACUGGUGUGACAACCUGUUUUUAAUCAGUGACUCAAAGCUGUGAUCACCCUGAUGUCACCGAAUGGCCACAGCUUGUAAAAGUGCCAGCAGGUUUAUUUUUUGUUUUGCAAGCCUGCUCUGCCUCCUUACAGUAUGACAUCUGAUGCUGGAGGGUCGCACUUUCAAAAAUGAGUCAGCUGGUACAUGGGGUUAUCAUCACUUUUUAGCUCUUCUGUCUGAGAGAUACAAGUUUGGAAGCAAUCUUGGGGUACUUACCCACAAGGCUGGUGGAGACCAGGUGUGUCACAAAGAUCAUCAGGAGAACCUCAGUCUGACGACAUUGAAGCUAGCCGAAUGAAGCGAGCAGCUGCAAAACAUCUAAUAGAACGCUACUACCACCAGUUAACUGAGGGCUGUGGAAAUGACGCCUGCACGAAUGAGUUUUGUGCUUCCUGUCCAACUUUUCGUCGUAUGGAUAACAAUGCAGCAGCUAUUAAAGCCCUUGAGCUUUAUAAGAUUAAUGCAAAACUCUGUGAUCCUCAUCCCUCCAAGAAAGGAGCAAGCUCAGCUUACCUUGAAAACUCUAAAGGUGCCCCUAACAACUGCUCUGACAUGAAAAUGAACAAGAAGGAUGGACAAGGAGCAAGAGAUGAUUUUAAAGAUGUGACUUACCUAACAGAAGAGACGGUAUAUGAAAUUCUAGAAUUAUGUAGAGAGAGGGAGGAUUAUUCCCCUUUAAUUCGUGUUAUUGGAAGAGUUUUUUCUAGUGCUGAGGCAUUGGUACAAAGCUUUCGGAAAGUCAAACAACACACCAAGGAAGAACUGAAAUCUCUUCAAGGAAAGGAUGAAGACAAAGAUGAAGAUGAAAAGGAAAAAGCUGCAUGUUCUGCUGCAGCUAUGGAAGAAGAUUCAGAAGCAUCUUCCUCAAGGAUAAGUGAUAGCUCACAAGGAGAUAACAACUUACAAAAAUUAGGUCCUGACGAUGUGUCUGUGGAUAUUGAGGCCAUUAGAAGGGUCUACACCAGAUUGCUCUCUAAUGAAAAAAUAGAAACUGCCUUUCUCAAUGCACUUGUGUAUUUGUCACCUAAUGUGGAAUGUGACUUGACAUAUCACAAUGUAUACUCCCGAGAUCCUAAUUAUCUGAAUUUAUUCAUUAUUGUCAUGGAGAAUAGAAAUCUCCACAGUCCUGAAUAUCUGGAAAUGGCUUUGCCACUGUUUUGCAAAGCAAUGAGUAAGCUACCCCUUGCAGCCCAAGGAAAACUGGUCAGACUGUGGUCUAAAUACAGCGCAGACCAGAUUCGGAGAAUGAUGGAAACAUUUCAACAGCUUAUUACAUACAAAGUCAUAAGCACUGACUUUAACAAUCGAAAUCUAGUGAACGAUGAUGAUGCUAUUGUUGCUGCUUCCAAGUGCUUGAAAAUGGUUUACUAUGCAAAUGUAGUGGGAGGGGAAGUGGACACAAAUCAUAAUGAAGAAGAUGAUGAAGAGCCCAUUCCUGAGUCCAGUGAAUUGACACUUCAGGAGCUAUUGGGAGAAGAAAGAAGGAACAAGAAAGGUCCUCGAGUGGACCCACUAGAAACUGAACUUGCUGUUAAAACUCUGGAUUGUCGAAAACCACUUAUCCCUUUUGAAGAGUUUAUUAAUGAACCACUGAAUGAUGUUCUAGAAAUGGAUAAAGAUUAUACUUUUUUCAAAGUAGAAACAGAGAACAAAUUCUCUUUUAUGACAUGUCCCUUUAUAUUGAAUGCUGUCACAAAGAAUUUGGGAUUGUAUUAUGACAAUAGAAUUCGCAUGUACAGUGAACGAAGAAUCACUGUUCUCUACAGCUUAGUUCAAGGACAGCAGUUGAAUCCAUAUUUGAGACUCAAAGUCAGACGUGACCACAUCAUAGAUGAUGCCCUCGUCCGGCUAGAGAUGAUCGCUAUGGAAAAUCCUGCAGACUUGAAGAAACAGUUGUAUGUGGAAUUUGAAGGAGAACAAGGAGUUGAUGAGGGAGGUGUUUCCAAAGAAUUUUUUCAGCUGGUUGUGGAGGAAAUCUUCAAUCCAGAUAUUGGUAUGUUCACGUAUGAUGAAUCUACAAAAUUGUUUUGGUUUAAUCCAUCCUCUUUUGAAACUGAGGGUCAGUUCACUCUGAUUGGCAUAGUACUGGGUCUGGCUAUUUACAAUAACUGUAUACUGGAUGUACAUUUUCCCAUGGUUGUCUACAGGAAGCUAAUGGGGAAAAAAGGAACUUUUCUUGACCUGGGAGACUCGCACCCUGUUCUAUAUCAGAGUUUAAAAGACUUACUGGAGUAUGAAGGGAAUGUGGAAGAUGAUAUGAUGAUCACUUUCCAGAUAUCUCAGACGGAUCUUUUUGGUAAUCCAAUGAUGUAUGAUCUAAAGGAAAAUGGUGAUAAAAUUCCAAUUACAAAUGAAAACAGGAAGGAAUUUGUCAAUCUCUAUUCUGACUACAUUCUCAAUAAAUCAGUAGAAAAACAGUUCAAGGCUUUUCGGAGAGGUUUUCAUAUGGUGACCAAUGAAUCUCCUUUAAAGUACUUAUUCAGACCAGAGGAAAUUGAAUUGCUUAUAUGUGGAAGCCGGAAUCUAGAUUUCCAAGCACUAGAAGAAACUACAGAAUAUGACGGUGGCUAUACCAGGGACUCUGUUGUGAUUAGGGAGUUCUGGGAAAUCGUUCAUUCAUUUACAGAUGAGCAGAAAAGACUCUUCUUGCAGUUUACAACGGGCACAGACAGGGCACCUGUGGGCGGACUAGGAAAAUUAAAGAUGAUUAUAGCCAAAAAUGGCCCAGACACAGAAAGGUUACCUACAUCUCAUACUUGCUUUAAUGUCCUUUUACUUCCGGAAUAUUCAAGCAAAGAAAAACUUAAAGAGAGAUUGUUGAAGGCCAUCACUUAUGCCAAAGGAUUUGGCAUGCUGUAAAAAAACAAAAAAAGGGGGGGGAGAAAAAAAUUUUAAAUUUUAAUAAAUAUAACAAGAGGGAUAAAAUUGGUGGUGAUAGUGACCCAGUACAAAAAGGCUGUAAAAUAGUGAACCACAGUAGUCACCUAUGUCUGUGCCUCCCUUCUUUAUUGGGGAUAUGUGGGCUGGAACAGCAGAUUUCAGCUACUUAUAUGAACAAAUCCUUUAUUAUUAUUAUUAUUUUAUUUUAUUUUUUUGCGUGAAAGUGUUACUUUUUCUUUCACUUGUAUGUACAGAGAGGUUUUUCUGAAUAUUUAUUUUAAGGGUUAAAUCACUUUUGCUUGUGUUUAUUACUGCUUGAGGUUGAGCCUUUUUGCAUAUUUAAAAAAUAUAUACCAACAAACUACUCUCCCAAGGAAAAUAUUGCCACCAUUUGUAGACCAUGUAACCUUCAAGUAUGUGCUACUUUUUUUGUCCCUGUAUCUAACUCAAAUCAGGAGCUGUAUUUUUUUUUUUAAACAA
Messenger RNA from Globicephala melas (long-finned pilot whale), 4107 nucleotides. It is a transcript of the gene UBE3A, whose product is annotated as ubiquitin protein ligase E3A. The record is from RefSeq and is a predicted model, not a curated record. Gene Ontology annotation, biological process: protein polyubiquitination; ubiquitin-dependent protein catabolic process. Gene Ontology annotation, molecular function: ubiquitin protein ligase activity. NCBI's taxonomy places the organism in Eukaryota, Metazoa, Chordata, Mammalia, Artiodactyla, Delphinidae.